Messenger RNA from Mya arenaria, 5538 nucleotides. RefSeq names its product alanine--tRNA ligase, cytoplasmic-like. The record is from RefSeq and is a predicted model, not a curated record. Gene Ontology annotation, molecular function: aminoacyl-tRNA deacylase activity; amino acid binding; nucleic acid binding. NCBI's taxonomy places the organism in Eukaryota, Metazoa, Mollusca, Bivalvia, Myida, Myidae. Gene Ontology annotation, biological process: alanyl-tRNA aminoacylation; tRNA modification. Bases 159 to 3056 code for a protein of 965 amino acids. Gene Ontology annotation, cellular component: cytoplasm; mitochondrion. The transcript has 20 exons.
UCGUGUGUGUUUAAGCAACUGUUGUCUGCCUCCUUUGGAAAUUACUGUACUGUACUGUAGGGCACAAUUUUUUGCAGACCGGUGACUGGCAGUUAAAACACGUUUAUUUUAUCUUGGAGAAGGAAGCUGUUCCAGUGUUGUUUGUGAGUAGAACAAGAAUGGAUACAAGUCUAACUGGAGACCAGGUCCGAGACCUGUUUGUUGACUUCUUCAAGGAGAAGGAGCAUAUCUAUGUCCACUCCUCAUCAACAAUUCCCCUUGAUGAUCCCACUCUGUUGUUUGCCAAUGCAGGAAUGAACCAGUUCAAGCCCAUCUUUCUGGGCACAGUGGAUCCAAACAGUGACCUGGCAAAGUAUGUGCGAGUAGCCAACUCCCAGAAGUGUAUCCGUGCGGGUGGUAAACACAAUGAUCUGGAUGAUGUGGGCAAGGAUGUCUACCAUCAUACCUUCUUUGAAAUGUUGGGCAACUGGUCAUUUGGAGACUAUUACAAGAAAGAAGCUUGUACAUGGGCCUGGGAGCUGCUGACCGAGCGAAUCAAGAUGGAGAAAGACAGAUUGUAUGUAACCUACUUUGGCGGGAGUCCAGAGAUGGGACUUGAACCAGACAAUGACACAAGAGAUAUCUGGCUCAGUCUUGGUGUACCUGAAGACAGAGUGAUGCCAUUUGAUAUGAAAGACAAUUUCUGGGAGAUGGGGGAAACGGGCCCCUGCGGACCGUGUACCGAGAUCCACUAUGACCGGAUAGGAGGCCGAAACGCGAAACACCUCGUCAAUAUGGAUGUCCCAGACGUGCUAGAAAUCUGGAAUCUUGUGUUUAUGCAGUAUAAUAGGGAGUCAGCAACAGAGUUGAAAACUCUUCCCAAAGGCCAUGUUGACUGUGGUAUGGGAUUGGAGAGACUGGUUUCUGUAAUACAGAGGAAACAGUCAAACUAUGACACAGACCUAUUUGUGCCACUGUUUGACUUUAUACAAAAGACAACAGGCAUCCGUCCAUACACUGGAAAAGUGGGGAAAGAUGACGUUGACGGUAUUGACAUGGCGUACAGAGUGUUGGGGGAUCAUGCUCGCACACUGACUAUUGCUCUUGCUGAUGGAGGCAGACCAGAUAACACUGGCAGAGGGUAUGUGUUGAGACGUAUUCUACGACGUGCCGUUCGCUAUGCCACAGAGAAACUAGGGGCAAAGCCGGGCUUCUUUGCCAGCAUGGUAGACUGUGUGGUUAAACUGCUUGGUGGUGCAUUCCCAGAGGUUAAAAAGGACCCAGAUAUGAUUAAAGACAUCAUCAAUGAUGAAGAGGAACAGUUCUUAAAGACACUGAACCGUGGACGCCGACUGUUGGAACGGACCAUUAACAAAAUGGGUGAUACCACUACCCUACCAGGGGAUGUAGCAUGGAGAUUGUAUGACACGUAUGGGUUCCCUGUGGACCUGACCGCCCUCAUGGCAGAAGAGAAGCAGUUGAAGAUUGAUAUGGUUGCUUAUGAGGAAGCUAAGAAGAAAGCUCAGGAGAUGUCCCAAGGUCCAGGUGGUGUCCGGAACGAUCAGAUCAACCUGAAUGUACAUGCCAUUAACGACCUUCAGACACAGGGCAUUGCACCCACCGAUGAUUCCCCUAAGUACAACUACUCUGUUGAUGAUAAUGGCAACUACAACUUUGUGCCAUGUACGGGGAAGAUCCUAGCUCUGCGAACAAACAAGGAGUUUGUGCAGGAGGUUACAACUGGUCAGGAGUGCGGGGUCCUCCUUGAUAAGACAUAUUUCUAUGCCGAGCAGGGUGGACAGAUCUAUGAUGAGGGUUUUAUGGUGAAAGAGAAUGAGGAGGAUGUGGAGUUCACAGUACGCAAUGUUCAAGUGCGUGGAGGCUAUGUUCUACACAUAGGGGUGAUAGAGGGAACUUUACGAGUGGGGGAUACUGUCAGACAGGCAAUUGACGAGAAACGACGAUGUGCAGUUAUGAAGAACCAUACCGGAACACACAUGUUGAACUUUGGACUGCGCUCUGUACUGAAAGAGGCCGACCAGAAAGGAUCCCUUGUUGCACCAGACAGGCUCAGAUUUGACUUCUCUGCAAAGGGAGCGAUGACAGUCGCUGAAGUUAAGAAGACAGAAGACAUUGUGAAUCAAGUGAUUGCUGAAAAUAAGCCUGUCUAUGCCAAGGAGACACCGCUGGCAGAAGCAAAGGCUAUCCAGGGGCUGAGGGCUGUCUUUGAUGAGGUUUACCCUGAUCCAGUAAGGGUAGUUUCUGUGGGCAUACCAAUUGAGGAGUUGCUAGCUGACCCUAUGGGCCCGGGAGGGUCCAUCACUUCACUGGAGUUCUGUGGUGGAACGCACUUGAGGAAGGGAGGAGAUGCCGGGAAGAUGGUGAUUGUGUCGGAGGAAGCCAUUUCUAAGGGAGUCCGCAGAAUCAUUGCUAUCACUGGGGCUGAGGCGAUGAAGGCUUUACACCGUACAGAAGUGCUGGAACGUGAGGUCCAGGAGUUGAAGAAAAAAGUGGAGAGCAAUGAGAAAAGUCAGGAGUUCACGGACAAACAGCUCACACGCAUGAUUGUAGAUAUGGAUGAUGAGGUAACGCAGUCAGUUAUUCCAUACUGGCAGAAGGAUCAUAUACGUAGUGAGCUCAAGGGCCUCAAAAAGAAAAUGGAUGAUCUUGAUAAGAAACGUAAAGUCGCUGUGGUUGCUACGGUAACGGAACAAGCAAAACAGAUGAUCACAGAAAACCCAGGACAGAAAUACAUUGUGCACGAGUUUAAAGCUGGUUCCAAUGCGAAGGCUUUGGAUGCUGCAAUGAAACAGUACAAGGCUCUCAGUCCGGAGACAGCUGCCAUGUUCUUCACUGUCGAUCCAGACAACAGCAAGAUUGUCUGCAUGAGCUGCGUGCCUAAGUCCAUUGUGUCUCCUGAGUUUGGUGCAGACAAGUGGGUGGGCCAAGUGUCGGGUCUGAUCAACGGGAAAGGUGGGGGGAAGGAACUCUCUGCCCAGGCCACAGGAAGUAACACGGGAGCAAUAUCCAAGGCCCUGGAGGUCGCGCUAGAAUUCGCCAAAAUGAAGUUGUCUUGAACCAGGCUAUUAAAUUAGAAUUUUGAUAUAGCUGAUAAGCUGAUAUAUUGUCUCAUGUCUUCUGUUCUUUUCAAGGUUUAAAUAAAAAAAAAAUUAUAGGCCAAUGUGAAAAAAAUAAGAACAAUAUUCAGCUUGAUUCUUUUAUAUAUUCAGUGUUCAUUUUUCAUACCAAGAUUAUCUAAUUGAUUGUCUGUUGUGAAUGUCUUUGAUUCUCAUAUUUAUUUUUGAAGGCACUAGUGCUGUCAGUUAUCUUUGUAUUGGUAAAUUUAUAUCUGAGAAUAUUUCCUGUGCUUCUUUGGUGCAUGAUCAUGUUAAAAGUUAGAAGUGCUUUAAUUUGUAUGUUUCAGUAGAGAUAAGGUACUGGUACUGUUGAUUUAUUCAAGACAAUAAAAUAAUUUUGCUUAUGGGUGUGUUACAGUUGUGGAUAUCAUCCCAGUGUUAAUUUCCACUUUUUUAGGUGAAUGGGGCCAGAGCCCUGAUAUAAUUGUGCAAAUGAGGAUAAAAUGCCUAUAAUUAUGAACAGACCUGGCAUGGUGUAUUUUGAAAUUGGAAACAAAUGCAAAAAAGAACUCCUUAUGAUGCUUGGUUUAAAGAAAGUCAAGAGAAUUCGGCUGCAUUCAAAAAUAUCUGAACUGGUCGACUUAUUAACUGUUAAAGAGAUUUUUUUAUUUUUAGAAUUGUGAAUUUUGAGUCAUAUUUUUAUGAAAAAACUAUUCUUUUGGGAAUUGUGAACGGGGCAAAUGUAAAAAAACAACAAAAAAACAAUGCAUCAACAUGUAUUUGUUUAUCUUCCAAGAAAAUAGAAAUAGUAUUUCUGCUUCAAAAUGAAAUGCCAAUUAUUGUAUUUUAAACCGCAUGUCAUUGUUUCUAAUCAGGUAUUUUCUUUAAAUUAUUAAUUUGCAAAACAUUUAUCAUAGAUGUUGUCAUUUAUUUUCAUAAGCGCUUGUGUACAUUAAUAUCCAAGUUCUAGACAUGAAGUAUUCGGUAUAUUUUGUUCAUAAAUCAUUGGUUUACAUGAUAUAUUCAUUUAAUAUACCAGUACGACUUUCUGAAUUAACAAUUUUCUACAGGGAUUUUUAUCUCAUCUGAUUUAAAAUAAAUAAAUAAAAAAAUUGGUAUCGCCUUGCUGUUGUGGCUUGAAUAUAACCAAAAAAAAAUAUUUUAGAACAUAAUCAAAUGAAACUGCGUACACAUGUUGCCAGAGACAAUGCAUACUGCACGGAAAGGCCCUUAACUUUGGCAUUGAUAAAAAUUUAGUAUUUGCCCACGGUAUGAGUAAAAAAAGAAAGACGAGCAUUGACUGAGUGAGGUGCUCUUGUUUUUGUCAGGGUGGUGUCAAAAAUUGGUUGAAAUAGUAGGAAACAUAAUCUCCAAUUACUUGGGCUAAACAAUGGGCAUCUAUGGCAAUAAUAAAUUCAUUGAGAAAUUGAAUGUCUUUUUUACUGACCAUCAGACUUACUUAGUAACUUAAAUGGUACUUAUGGCCCUAAUACAAUGGCUCAAUGGUUCACUAAUGUACAUUAUUGGAAUUAAUGUUUCUUUGUUCACAAAUGAAAGUACCAUAAAUGCUUAUUUAUUAUUUAGACUUUUCCACCUUUGGUUUAUUUAUCCAGUAACCUGAACAGUGUUCUCUUCUUUAUGAAUUAUAGAUGUGAUUGGUUCUUAGAACAUCAUGUAGAGGUCAGAAAUCAGGAGAACUGUGAUCGAUCUGUAAAAACUGUAAAAUGUUGGUAGAUUAUUUUUCACAGUUUUGAGUUGGACCGAUUUAUUGUUCAAAGAAUACAAAUUGACCAAAGGUUUGUAUGCAUUCCAUGUUAAUACAUAUGCAUGUAUUUCUAUAUAAUUCCUUCUGUCAACUUAAUUUGCUUUGAUAUCAGGGCUGGUAUUCAAUAUUGACCUUAAUUAGAUAUGAGAACGAUGUAGCUAAUCGGAUUGCUUGUUAUAAAUAACUGACCAAUAGUGUGAAUGAAAACAAUGAUGUUUGACCUUAAGAUUAACCUAAGUUGUAUAUUGAAUACCACUCCAGACGUAUAUUUCUUUGUUGGCUCAAGUUCUAAUUAAUAAUUCCUUUUUUUUGCUUUAUAGAUAUCAGACAUUUUUUAUCUUUAUUGGCUUAAGUCUUGCUACAAACAAAAAUCUGUAAUGAACAUUCCACAGUCAUUCAAGUUGAAAGAAAGUGAUUCGUCUGUACACAUCUUAAAACUAAUGUAUGAAAUGUUGGAGGGCAGAGGGGGAUUUGGCCUUUGAAUUUGAAAUGGCUACAUAACAUUACCUACAUCCCUGUGAUGUUUUUGAUUAUUCUAUGUGACUUGGUUGAUGAUAUUUGUUGGCAUAUUUGGAUUAGUGUUCAUGAUAAGGUUGAUGGAGUAAUUCCUGAAAGUAUUUCACACUUCAAUGUAAACAUUGUUUAGCACACAACACAAUAUAUUUAUUGUUGAACUAUCAUGAAACUUUACUCCCAAAUAAACUGAUACAAAUUACA